AUAGUUCGUAGUAACAUAAGACAGAGGUUCCACAUGUUAUCUUGCCGUUAUCUUACAUACUGGCUCAAAACGCCCUUCCAGAAUUCCACCAGCACCGCUGUCACUAGUGUAACGGUGAAGUUUACCAUAUAAGGACUUCCCAAGUACCCCAAAUGGUAUCAUUGUUGCCACAUCAUUAGGACUGAAAAGCCACGUGACACGAACAAGCUAUGUCCGUUGAGGAUCUGUCAACAGAAUAUGACAAAAGCGGAACUUCCGUGUGCUAAAAAUAAGUAAAAUGACAUUCAAGAUUAUUCAAGUCCAAGGAUUUCAAGUAUUCUAUUAAUUUCUAUUUUCAACCAAGCCAAUCGACGUCCUCCAAAAAAAACGGCCUUUAAAAAUUAGUCAAUACGUUUAGACGUUAUAAUGCAGCGGUAGGCUAAUUAUAGGAAAUGAGCAAGCUUUCCUUUAAAAAAGUACUCUCUCAUGUUUUAAUGCAACGAACCAUGUUCCCGGGUGAUAUAAGGUCAGAAUUGUUGCAUACAGUGCCUUUGCUUCAUCAACCAUGACUGACACAUGAUAUCUUCAACAAAAUCAGGAAGCGCUGUUUGUAGAUGCGGAAGUCUAGAUAUAGAGCACAAUCGUGACCGCAAUAUGGCAAUCAAAGGUGUCAUACUUCUGCUGGAUCUAUAUUUUCUUCUUUGCCGGGCCGAUGAAGGCACCAACUUCACUGUUUCUGUGUUUGAAAAUGCCGAGAUUGGAACAGGAGUUGUCAGUUUGCCGAAUUUGCUUGGACAGAAGAAAGCGGAACUUCCGUGUGUGAUGUUGGAGGGGGAUCGCUAUGGUCGCUUCUCUGUGAGUACGAACUGUACAGUUGUGGUGGCCAGGCCGAUGGACUGGUCAGUACAGUCAGAGUAUCUUUUAAAGGUUCGUGUCGGAGGGCUCCAAGACCCUGGUCACCAUGUCGUCAGUAUCAAAGUAAAUGUGAGAAACGUUUUGGGCUAUCCUCCUGUGUACAACGAGACGUGUGCAACACCGGUCAACCUUAACGGGAACCGGUCUAAGGAAUUUCUAUUCAGUAUUUCGCUGAGUGCAGAAGCUGAGACAGCUGACGGAGAUGUUGUUUCUUUUGAGCAGACAAUUAGCAAACCUCUUGAGCAAUGGAACACGGACGAUCCUACUAUUUUAAUUACAACAGACAGUAGGUGUCAGGCUCGUAUAGCAAUCGCAGUCCAUAGACUGGAUGACUUUGCCUUUGAGUCAGGACAGUGGAAGAGGAUAGAGAAUUCGUACCUAUCAUGUAGUGCUAAAUCUGAUGACAUACUGCCAAAACUGUCAAUAGAGCUUAUCCACAAUCACAAAAGUCAAAGGGAAGACCUGCGUUACUUAGAACAGCAGAUCCCUCAAUUGAAAGAAAAACUUCAGAAUCCGAUUUUAAUAUGGUUAUUUUCCUUCGCAUUUCCAAAGAAAAGCAAAACUCAUUAUGUUUGCCAAUUUCCGACACUGCUGGAUCCUGUCGAAAUUUCACAAAAACAAUUUGGAAGAAUCGUCAUUGUGCAUGUUGAAACCCUAACUUUUGAUUUGACGCCGGUCGGCUGCGAUCCCGAUAAAUAUGGCGUUAUUUGUGAUCAGAUCUGCAUCUGUAAAAAUGGUGCCCGUUGCCAUGGCUUCAAUGGUGCCUGCAAAUGUACAGCCGGGUGGCAAGGUGUCGCCUGUGACAUUCCAAAGCCUGGUGUUUCUGUAACGACGAUACCUAGCGACCCUUCUGAUAUCUACAUUUCCGCUAACGUCACUGUUCACUGUCAAGUCCAUCACGUCAGUGCCACAAUGUUAGUAUUGCGACUUGCAAACGGAUCAGAGAUUGCUAGGAGCAAUGCUACUCGAUUAGAACAAACUCUUUUCAACAUACGGUUGAAAGACAAUGGUCUCUACCAGUGCCAGGCUUCAGACGCCAAUGGAAAUGUCUUCAAUGCAACCAUUGUAGUUGACAUUGCCAAGUGCCCGCCUAAUCGAAAAGGCGAGUUCUGUGACGAAGCUUGUGACUGCCUCCAAGGCGCGGCCUGUGACUGGCGGGAUGGCUGCGUCUGUCCCCCGGGGUGGACGGGAACCAGGUGUCAGGCAACCUGCCGGAACGGAACCUUCGGCGAGCGGUGUCUGAAGAAGUGCCGCUGCCGAAACGGUGCGAGCUGUAGCCCCAGCGACGGCAAGUGUACCUGCACGGCCGGCUGGUACGGACUGUGGUGUGACGUACCCUGUCCGAGAUACAGGCACGGUCUGGGAUGCCAACUGACCUGCACCUGUAAGAACAACGCCACCUGCGACAACGUGGACGGCAGCUGCACGUGCGUUGCGCCCUGGACAGGGAAGAACUGUGACGAAAAGCGAGCAGAACAAACAGUGCCACUACUGGAGAGCCUUGUGCCAGUUGGAUCCAUAAUCGUACUGGCUGCAUGCGUAGCGACAAUAAUAAUGCUGUACAAAAGGAGACAGUUGUGUUGUGGACAGCCAGACAGAGACAGAGAGACCGAAGCCCUUCUGCAGCUGGAGCAGGUGGAGUCAGAUCUGGCGCAGGCCGUCCGACCGGGCUGGCUCAGGCGCUGGGGCACGACCAGCCGACAUCUGACACUCGGUCAGCUGGUAGGUAUGGGCAGGUUCGGUCACGUCAUUCGGGCCAGGCUCAAGACAUCUGCCGGGGACGUCACCGUUGCUGCCAAGGAGGUUCGCACACGAGACGGUCCGUGUUACCGCAGCUUCUUCAGGGAGGCAGCCAUCUUGGUAGCCGUGCACGAGGAUCGGCAUCACGACAACCUUCGCUCCAACAUCAUCCAGCUGUUGGCAUUGGUCAAUGAGUCGACUAAAACGUAUAUCGUCAUGGAAUACGCUUCCAAAGGCUGCCUUUUACGUUUGCUGCAACAGAAACGACGGCAAAACCGACCACACGCACAGCCUCUCCCAUAUAAUAGUAAUCUCCGCUACGCCGUACACAUUGCCCGCGCUCUUCAGGAGCUCCAGCGUCUGGCUCUCACUCACGGUGACGUGGCCGCUCGGAACGUCCUCAUCACUGCCGACAACGUGGCCAAGCUGGCCGACUUCGGACAGGCCCGUGACGUCUAUACCACUGUCCAACACGUGUCCAAUGAUAAACGUGGCAAAGAACCGGCUGAUCGAGAUACAAACAACGUAGGACAUGAAGUAUUGCCGUUGAACUGGAUGUCUGUGGAGUCUUUAGAGACAGGCGAGUACACCUGUCAGAGUGACGUCUGGUCCUUCGGCGUGCUGCUGUGGGAGAUCGCCACGCUGGGACGAGAACCGCGUUACGGUGGCAACAACCAACCAACCUGCCACCAGCUCGCCAGGACACUCCGGAGGGGAGUCCGGCUGAGGAGGCCUCCGGAUUGUUCCGGAGAGAUGUAUGACGUCAUGAUGUCGUGUUGGCGGGAAAGUCCACCAGAAAGGCCGGUUCCGAAUGUUCUAGAGACGAAACUCAUGCAAAUGUGUCACACGAUGAUUACGGAAAAGGAAACCACAGUUUGAAUGUUCAAUCGUGUUGUUGGGAUAUUGCUGUCUAAUCCACAGUACAAGUCAUGCCGAGAAAAUGCAUUUUCUCAUUGUAUUAGAAACUCAUGCAAAUACGGCGAUAAUGGAAUAUGAAAACGUGUUCAACCGUGUUGUUCUAAUAUUGCUGUCCGUGUCAUAGAAAGGGCCUUUUCAUAUUGUGAGUUGAUUCUAAGAUGUCAGCAUGUAUCAUCACACACUAUUGUGCGCUUAACUGAUACUCGUCAUACACAUGUAUAGUAAGGUGGAAUCUUCUCCUCAAGGUGUGUUAUGCCAGCAAACAUUUUUUAAACAAUUGUACAACAUUGUAAAUGUAGUAGCUGUUAGAGAGUUUAAUUACGUCUGAAUUGCAUGCAGGUAGACUUAG
Messenger RNA from Branchiostoma floridae (Florida lancelet), 3901 nucleotides. Its product is annotated as receptor tyrosine-protein kinase erbB-4-like. Lineage: Eukaryota; Metazoa; Chordata; Leptocardii; Amphioxiformes; Branchiostomatidae. Gene Ontology annotation, cellular component: signaling receptor complex. Gene Ontology annotation, biological process: positive regulation of kinase activity; protein phosphorylation; cell surface receptor protein tyrosine kinase signaling pathway. Gene Ontology annotation, molecular function: ATP binding; transmembrane receptor protein tyrosine kinase activity. The transcript has a single exon. Bases 556 to 3513 code for a protein of 985 amino acids. The record is from RefSeq and is a predicted model, not a curated record.